Thecamonas trahens ATCC 50062 is the source of this 2612-nucleotide messenger RNA. Its product is annotated as IKS protein kinase. Gene Ontology annotation, biological process: protein phosphorylation. The coding region runs from base 259 to 2337 and encodes 692 amino acids. Gene Ontology annotation, molecular function: ATP binding; protein kinase activity. The transcript has a single exon. The record is from RefSeq and is a predicted model, not a curated record. NCBI's taxonomy places the organism in Eukaryota, Apusomonadida, Apusomonadidae.
UGACCCAACUCGCUUCUCUCCCUCUCCCCACCCACUCACCCACCACCACCACCACCACCCCACACACACACACACACACCACAUUCCUUACGCUCAUCCGCUCACCUCAUACGGCUGCUUGCAGAGGGGAGAGACCGAGUACACGUACCUGCUUUCGUCCACGCACCCACCGCCUCCCCCAUCGCACCACCCCUCGAGUGCGACCAACCGGUUCGAGCGCAGGCAGCAGUGACAGGGCCCUGACGGCAUACUGAAGAGAUGAACGACAGCGAAGAGAUGAUGGAGGAGAGCAUCGGCGGUGGCAUCCGCAAUGGUGGAGGCGUACAUGUGCUGGAGAGUGACGAGAUCGCGAUGAUGGACAACGACAGCGAGGCUAGUGGUGGUCUCGGGCAGAUGGUCAUGGCCACGCCAGCUGGUGGAGAUGAGGCAAGGAAUCACCGUGCGAGUGGUGAGAUCCAACUCAUGAUCCCGAGGAACCGAGCCAGGGCUGGGAGUGGUAGGCUAGGCCGCCAGGGAGGCACUGGCUCGGAUGUGGGCCAGUCACCCGUGGCCGGAGACAUGCUCGCGCCGCUAGGCACGGGCACCACACCACAACUGGAGUCGUUCCCGCUCAUGCCGAUCCCGUCGCCGCAGCUGCGGCAAGAUCUCAGCGGAUGCUGCCCGAUGUGUGGCCAGCAGGCCGGCGGGAGCGUAGGCGGGCUGGCGGGCGCAUGCGGUGCCGACUUUCGCGUCGAGCACAUGGACAACGACAGCGAUGCAGAGACAGUGAGCGAGGCUGCAGACAACGACGCCGAUGUCGUGCUGGCGUGGAUGGCGUCGGCAGAAAGUCUGCAGAUGCUGCAGCCGCCGCGGCUGGCCGAGUCGCACUUUCGGAUCCUCGCCGGUGCGCACUCGGUGUCGGACGGCGACGAAUCGGGUGAGGACGACGAGGCUGCCGAGGAGGUGGAGACUGCCGGCUCACGGCGGCGGCGGCAGAGCGUGCGGCUGGCCGAUCAGGCCUUUGCCACGGGCUACUACCGGCGGUUCUUCCAGGAGCUGGGGAAAAUCGGCUCGGGCUUUGCCGGCGGAGUGUACCUCUGCCAGCACCACCUCGACGCAUGCGACCUCGGGCUGUACGCGCUCAAGAAGAUCCCGGUCGGGACGGCGACGGCGCUGUUGGAGGCGACGCUGGAGGAGGUGCGGAUUCUGCGGCGGCUGCAGCACCCCAACGUCAUCCACUUUAAGCAUGUGUGGCUCGAGAUGGCCGAGAACCCGGCCGACUUUGGCCCGCCGCUGCCGUGUCUCUUUGUGCUGAUGCAGUUUGCCAACGCCGGCAACCUCGCCGAGCUGCUGGGGCUCAAUGCGGCGCCGCCGACGCCGGCGGAGCAGGCCGCCGCGAGACGGGCCGCCGCCCGUGGCAUGAGUGCGCCCGACGCCGGGAUGGAGCUUCCGCUGAGCGUGGUCUGGGCCAUGCUCCGUGACGUGCUCUCAGGCCUGGCGUACCUCCAUGACAACGGCAUUGUUCACUGCGACAUCAAGCCGGAGAACAUCCUCGUGCACGAGUACCUCGCCGACGAUCUCGAGGCGUCGCGGCGGAGCCGGUUCCAGCGCGACACGGCGCAUCUGCGGCUGUUGCUGACCGACUUUGGCCAGUCGCGGAUGCUCUCGGACGCGCACGUCCGGUCGGGCAACACCGGAACGCUGCGGUACACUGCCCCCGAGCUACUGGCCCACGCUGAGGCCGGCUCGCGGUUCGCGCACCUGCAGACGUAUGCGUCGGACGUGUGGGCCCUCGGCAUCACCUUUUACCAAAUGGUCACCCGCCAGUCGCCGUACGACGAGCGCCGCGAGCUCGGCGACCAGAUCCAGGCGCUCCCCAGCGCACCGCGUGGUGCUUGGCCGCCUACCACCGGGCAGGCUGACGUCGACGCCGUCCUUGCCAAGAUGCUCGCCCUCCACCCGCGCGAACGCUCAUCGUCUGCCGCGCUCCUCGCCGCCAUCACCGCCCGGCUCGGCUCGGACGCGCCGCAGAUCUCGCGUGCCAUCAUCCCGUACGCUGUACGCCGCCGGCAGGUUGUCAUUGCCCAGCGCCGGGCACGGGUCGGUCGCGAUGUGGCCCUCGCCUCGGCCCUGCCUGCGCUCACCUUUCCUCGGCUGGCGCUGCCGCCGGCAGGCAACGCCGACGCCGACGGCGUCGAGGACGAGGGUGCGUCUGCACGGCACGGCUCGCCGGUUCUAGGCCCGCACGAGAGUGCGCCUGACGCCAGGCAUGGCGAUGGCGUGUCGUGGACGACGAUGGGCUCGGUGGCCGUGGUGGCGUUUGCGGUCGGAUGGUCGGUCGGACAAACAAUGAGCUGACCGCACACGCCCGCCUCAUCUGCUGCUCAUACCUUUACCGCAGCUAGGCGAUCGCCGCUGUUAGGUGGUCACUGCUCGGGCACCGGCUCAAAGUCCUGGGCCAUGACAACGCGGUAGCGAACGGCGUUGUCGCGGAGCUUGUCGAGGGCGGCGUUGACGGCCGACAUGGACGAGUGCUCGAUGACCGGGGCAAUGCCAUGCUUGCGGAAAAGGCCAGCAUCUCGGCCUGCUCCUUGGGCGAGCCGAUGAGCGAGCCGCAGAGGGUGAUGCGGUUG